Messenger RNA from Onychostoma macrolepis, 3046 nucleotides. It is a transcript of the gene ppp3r1b, whose product is annotated as protein phosphatase 3 (formerly 2B), regulatory s1ubunit B, alpha isoform, b. Bases 253 to 798 code for a protein of 181 amino acids. Lineage: Eukaryota; Metazoa; Chordata; Actinopteri; Cypriniformes; Cyprinidae. The transcript has 7 exons. The record is from RefSeq and is a predicted model, not a curated record. Gene Ontology annotation, molecular function: calcium-dependent protein serine/threonine phosphatase regulator activity; calcium ion binding.
UCUAAUGCACCUCCCCCCUCCGCUCCGUUGAGUCUCCCUCCCUUUCUCUCCGCCACCAACUCAACCCACUGCCUCUUCCCCCUCCGCUGCGGACCUAACGUUACCGAAGCCACUGCAGUGAAUCCGUCGACUGAAAGCCAGAGAAGAAGAAAAUCCCCGCGACUUCCUCGCGCAGAAAAAUAACCGUCAGCGACCGUUCAGUUCCACGAGACUCUGCACAAGGCGAAGACGAGCCCGGCGACAGAAUGGGAAAUGAGGCGAGUUAUCCCUUGGAGAUGUGCUCACACUGAUAAAGUCAUAUGGACAAGAAAUGGUGAAAUCAAUAAAGUUGACGCUGAUGAGAUUAAAAGACUAGGGAAGCGGUUUAAGAAACUCGACCUGGAUAACUCGGGUUCUCUCAGCGUGGAGGAGUUUAUGUCUCUACCCGAGUUGCAGCAGAAUCCGCUGGUGCAGCGAGUCAUCGAUAUAUUCGACACAGACGGAAAUGGAGAAGUGGACUUUAAAGAGUUCAUUGAAGGCGUCUCCCAGUUCAGUGUCAAGGGCGACAAGGAGCAGAAGCUCCGCUUUGCGUUCAGGAUUUAUGACAUGGAUAAGGAUGGCUACAUAUCCAACGGUGAGCUGUUCCAGGUGCUGAAGAUGAUGGUAGGGAAUAACCUGAAGGACACCCAGCUGCAGCAGAUCGUCGACAAAACCAUCAUCAACGCAGACAAGGAUGGGGACGGGAGGAUAUCUUUCGAGGAGUUCUGCGCUGUGGUUGGUGGCUUAGACAUUCACAAAAAGAUGGUGGUGGAUGUGUGAAAAGACGGAACAGGCCCUUCACUGAACACCCUCUUUUCACUUCUCCAUUUCUGAGAAUCAGCUCCAGAUGUUCCGCUAACACGCUCUCUCUUUCUCUCUCUCUGUCGCUCUCUUUCUCUCUUUCAAUGGAAGUAUUUCUCUAAAUGAUGCCUCUGUUCCCCGUCUGUACUCCCUGAGCCUUGUGAUCCUGCCAUCCUAAGUGUUAUAGAGCAUGAGAUUCUUCUGUCCACGUUCUCGGGUAUUUAAGGACAGUCAGAGAGAUGACUUCUCUGUCGAUUACCGAGUGAUUCAGUGUGGUGGAGAAGGAAGAGAGGUGUGUGUGUGUGUGUGUGUGUGUGUGUGUGUGUGUGUGUGUGUGUGUGUGUGUGUGUGUGUGUGUGUGUGUGUACGUUCUUUAUUUUUCUUUUUGAAGGGGGGAUUUUUUUUGUAUUUAUUUUGGUCCUGUCUUUUUUAAAGAUGAUCUAGGUCUACAGGGAAUAUGUGUAUGUGAGCGAUAUAUAUGACUUGACACUUGAUUUCAGUGCAACACGCUUCAAGCAUGAAGUGCCAAUUGAAACAUAUACAUGGGAUUUAAUAAUAGCUGAAUAUUGAAAUCGCUAUCUGAUGUUCUUCAUGUCAUGGGAAGAUUAAAAAAGUCAUCAAGUUUAUUACCAUCAAGCUUAUUGUUUUUUGUUUCCACCUCUUUCGAGCAAAUAUCUGCUUCAGAUCUUACACAAAAUGUAAAUCCGAUUUGAAUUUUCUACCGAGAAUGUGUGCGUGUAUGAAAAGUGUGCUGUGUUAAUAUUGUCAGGGAGUUCAUCUACCGUCUUGCUUUCUGAUAUACAGUAGACUAGGAUAAAAAGCAAAUAUAUUUGAAGUUGUGCACAUAUAUACGUAUGGUUUACUUUUAAGACCGGUGUUUUAUCGCAGGGGUCAGGUGGGGAGGGACGAUCAGAUCACACCACAUGUUACUGUAGGAUGGAACAGUGCCAUCAGUAAAAUUUCUGGACACUUUUUUUUUGUUUGUUUUGUUUUUUUGUGUGUGUAUUCUGGAUUUAUUACCAUUCUAACACAGCAAACGAGUAAUUUUGAUUUACCUCUUGACAUUGUAGGAUACAGUGCAUAUUGUGGCAAACUGAAUCCACAAUAACACCUGAUUUGAAUAUUUGUUUGUGGAAAUAUAAGGUUAAUUUUUUUCCAACUUGACUGCAGGCAGCAUUGUAAAGACCUUAGUAGCUCAUAUUUGUAUAUUAGGGACUGAAGGACAGAUUGUGUUUUGUGGGUUCGGGUUUUUUCUAAGCUUUAAUCGGGUUGGUUCGCAGCAUGUUACCUGAGAGGGAUCGUCGAAGUAGGCAAAACCAGAUCUGACUGACUGAUCAGUUUCUCUUUUCCUUCAUCAUUUCAAAGAUUGAUCCGUGGGAUUGGAUUGUUCAAAAAGGAGAGACCAAACCAGACGCUUUCAAUGCGGAUGAAUUAUCUCAACGCGCUAUUUUGCUUUAAAUGUGAUUCUCCCGCGCAAACCGGCGUUUUUCGCGCCAGCUGCUGCACGGUGAAGACGCUUAAAUAUGUCUUUCCCGAAGGCCGUUGAGGUCUUGUGAUAUGUGCUUGCAUGAUACGGGAGGGGUUCUCUCUCUUUUUUUUCUUUCUGUUGUGCAUGUAGAUCUGAUUUUUUUGGGGGGGGGGGGGGGAUUCUCUUGUUUACAUAUGAAUCAUACUAUUGAGAUAAUAUAAUCUGAAUGACAGUUACAUAUAAAUAUAUGGACGUUGCCAAACUUUUGGUAAAUGUUUAAAUAUGGAAAUGAUUUUAAAGCGAGUUUCUUCACUACAUUUAUCCAUAAAUAUUAUUGUUAUUCUGAAAAUUAAAAAAUAUAAAAAUGUGUGAGUUAUUCUGGAUUGGUGGCCGUCACUCCCAGCGAAUUUAUUUUCCCUCUCUUUAAAAAAAGAGGGAGUUAUAUUUUAUUUUUCUCCUUUUCCGUCCAUGGUUUGGUUGCAUUGUUUUGUACAGAAUGUGUGUUUGUUAAUGCUCCUUGCUUUCGGUUCUGUUUUGUAUUUCUUUAGCUGGGGGUCAGACAGCCAUCUGUAUAACUUUAGAUGGGACAGCCGUGGGGUUUUUGGACAAAGGAAACAUACAAGUGAAUGAAAACGUUUUGCUUUUAGGUUUAACGUUUUGUUUCUUUCUUCAUUUCUCUGCAUGCCGCGUCAUAUGCUGUGGGAACCAUUGAAAUGUCAUUCAUGAAAAUGAGAAAUAAAAUAUUUGAGACUUGUACAA